UUUUACACGUGCUUUUUGUUUUUGAAUUGUAUAAAUCAAAUAUCUAGAUUUUAUAAGGAUUAAUAUUAAGAAAUGGAAGUUGAUACAAAACCCAUGGAUAUAAAAGUUGAACCAAGUACUAGUUCAGCAGGGACCUCUUCCAAGUUAGGUGUAUGCGAAGUUUGUGCUUUCCACGAUGCUAAAUAUACUUGCCCAAGAUGUGAAGUCAAAACUUGCUCUCUAAAAUGCAACAAAAUACAUAAGCUGGAGAUUGAAUGUGACGGUCAACGAGAUCGGACUAAAUUUAUCCCAUUAAACAAGUUCACAAAUUUAGAUCUCUCUAGUGAUUAUAGAUUGUUGGAAGAAAUAACUAGGAGCGUAGAGGCGUCAAGAAAGAAAUUUGGAAAAAGAUGGACACACAUAUCUGGGCCCUUAAUGAAACUGAGAAAUGCUGCUAAGUCGAAGAGGAUUACAUUGAAAUAUUUACCAUAUAAAUUUGCAAGACGUAGAGCUAAUUCUACUUAUUUAAACUAUAAAACUAAUAUUAUUCAUUGGCAAAUAGAUUGGGUAUUUGUUAGUGCAGAUAAUUUGAAGUUAACUGAUAAAAAUGUACCUGAAAUUGCACCAGUCAGUUCUGUUCUAAGUAAACAUUUAUCCAAGCAAAGCGAUAACUGCUUACAGGAAAAGUUACAGUAUUAUCAGGCUGCGGAUAUCCCUGGAAUAAGAGUAUUAAUGAAAGCGGAACAGACAAAAGGAAAGAAGUUUUAUGAGUUAGAUCCUACUUUAACUUUAAGGGAAUGUUUAGAAAAGAAAUUAAUUAUAGAAUAUCCGACUAUAUAUGUUGUUUUAAAGGAUCAUCUUUGUGGUUAUAACGUUAUAGACUCGGAUGAUGAGGAUGACUCGUUAGAUGGUCGCAUUAAAUCAGGAAACGAAGUUGUUACAAGUAUUGUGAAUAAUGCUGAGAAUGAUGAAAGUUUGUACAGGUCUCUCAAAAAUUUACUCUUUGUUUCUGAGUAUUCUGAUGAAGAAUUGUCUCUCAAUUAAGAUAAAGGAUAUUAAAGUACCUGUGAAAGAAAUUGGAUAAUUGUUUUCUUGAUAUUUGUGAUAAAAUUUAUUUCAUGGGUGUAAUUAAGGAAAUGCGAAUAUUUAAUUUUGAUUUUUUUUAAUAUUUCUUUUUUUCUAAAUAAAAUAUAAAUAAAAAAUAUGCAGUAAG
Anoplophora glabripennis (Asian longhorned beetle) is the source of this 1192-nucleotide messenger RNA. RefSeq names its product box C/D snoRNA protein 1. Gene Ontology annotation, cellular component: nucleus; pre-snoRNP complex. The coding region runs from base 73 to 1023 and encodes 316 amino acids. The transcript has 4 exons. The record is from RefSeq and is a predicted model, not a curated record. NCBI's taxonomy places the organism in Eukaryota, Metazoa, Arthropoda, Insecta, Coleoptera, Cerambycidae. Gene Ontology annotation, biological process: maturation of LSU-rRNA from tricistronic rRNA transcript (SSU-rRNA, 5.8S rRNA, LSU-rRNA); box C/D snoRNP assembly; snoRNA localization.